Messenger RNA from Anopheles stephensi (Asian malaria mosquito), 2429 nucleotides. It is a transcript of the gene RpL18, whose product is annotated as 60S ribosomal protein L18. Gene Ontology annotation, cellular component: mitochondrion; cytosolic large ribosomal subunit; ribosome. Gene Ontology annotation, molecular function: RNA binding; glycerol kinase activity; structural constituent of ribosome. The transcript is spliced from 6 exons. Lineage: Eukaryota; Metazoa; Arthropoda; Insecta; Diptera; Culicidae. The record is from RefSeq and is a predicted model, not a curated record. Gene Ontology annotation, biological process: glycerol-3-phosphate biosynthetic process; glycerol metabolic process; translation. The coding region runs from base 724 to 2346 and encodes 540 amino acids.
AGUUUGUUGAUAAACACAAUCCGCGGCAAAUUCAGCCGCAUAGCCGCAACAAUAGAUGAAAUAAAAAUGUAAAUUUUGUGUGAAAAGUGUAAAUAUUUGUUCACUAUUAACAGAAGGAUUUGCCAUUUUUUAAACUGCUUUGUGUCACGAAUGUUUGAGCGCUCAGAAGGGGAAACAACGAUUAGAAAGUUCUUCACGCAAUUAGAAAGUUUAUCCCGGCAAGUUGUUAUCAGCAAAAAAAAACUGCAUCAAAUUGCAAAUAUCCGAAGGAACAUCAAAACCCCUGCAAGCUUUGCAAGCGCAUACGUUGCAUAUGCUGGUAUGACACCGACUCUGAACCAGCAUCAAUCAACGCUAUCCCCACCACUGCCACUGCCGCGGCUUGUUUCUAUCGAUGAUUUUAUCGGUUUAAAUUGAAAUCGUACCGUUCACCCCGAGACGAUGACGACGAUCUGGCAGAGCUUCUUGCGCAGUGGUGCGACAACAACGUUAGCGUUACGUCGCCGUCCUAUUCAUCGUCUCCCGCCCGGUGCUCGGUCGGGCCUUAUCUUCGCAGUCGGAAGUGAUUUGUGUUGCUGCGGAAAGCACAGCGCCUUCGCACACUGCCCUUUGUAGUGUGGUUCCAUGUGAUGCCGGUGGUUCAAGUGGCGCUUAAGUGGCAUCAUCGACAAACAGUAACAUUUCCACUCCUCCUCGUUCGACUUACUGCUCACUCAGCCAUCAAUGGAAGCGGUUGAUCAACAUUACAUAGCCACGCUCGACGUUGGCACAACGACCAUUCGGUGCUUCAUAUACGCGACAAGAACAAACGGGGAACCGGUCACGGUCGGUACCGCCUAUGACCACGUUGAUUUGAUUUAUCCAGCCCCGGGAUGGGUUGAAAUAAACCCAGAAAAACUAUGGACCAGCGUGUUGCAAACGAUCCGUAAAGCGACUGAAGAUGCGAACCUGUCUAUCGAUCAGCUCACCUGUUUGGCCAUAUCGACGCAAAGAAAUAGCUUCACUUGCUGGAAUCGCCACACGGGGCAGGUUUACCACAAUUUCAUCACCUGGAAGGAUUUGCGGGCCGACCAGCUAGUGCAGGACUGGAACAACAGCUUCACGUUGCGGUUGCUCAAGUUUGGAGCGAGCUUUUUACAUUUCUUCACCCGAAGCAAACGAUUUCUGGCCGGAAGUGUGAUCAAGCUGAUGAACCCGCAGGUAACACUACGGCUGUCUUGGGUGUUGCAAAACAAUCCGGCACUUCAAGAGGACCUCAAAAUUGGAAAUGUCCUUUACGGAACGAUCGAUUCCUGGUUGCUGUACCGCUUGCGCCAGGGAACCGAUCUCACUGGGCAGGUGGAGCAUAUAAGCGAUGUGACCAACUGCACCUCGACCGGAUUUUACGAUCCGUUCGGUCAGGAGUGGGCUGGUUGGGCAUUGAAACUAUUCUCCAUUAAGAAAGAGUUGCUGCCAAAGGUGGUUGACAAUUCGUACGACUUUGGCCACGUGCACGAAACACUGCUGGGAGCGAAAAUCAAAAUAGCCGCGUCGGUAAGCGACCAGUCUGCGUCGCUGUGGGGCAACUGUUGCUUCGAGCGCGGCGACGUGAAGGUCACGAUGGGAACAGGUUCCUUUCUGAACGUUAACACAGGAACAAAGUGCCUUGCCUCGGUGCACGGGCUGUAUCCGCUGAUAGGCUACAAGCUGCAAAGUGGAACUAGUGCGAGCGUGGACAUUAACUACCUCAUGGAGGGUGCGUCCAACGAUACGGGCUCCAUCAUCGAAUGGGCGCUCAAUGUGGGUUUGUUCGACGAUCCAGCAGAAAGUGCCACAAUGGCGAUGUCUGUGCCUAACUCGGACGGUGUCCUAUUCAUCCCUGCGUUCAGCGGGCUUGGUCCACCAAUUCAGGACGAUACGGCUGGAAGUGGAUUUAUCGGGAUAAGGCCCUCCACGCGGAAAGAACACAUGGUGCGAGCCCUACUGGAAAGCCUCGCCUUCCGUGUGGCCCUACUGUACGACUGUGCGCUGAAGGAAACGGGCUUCUCUUUCACCAGCAUCAAGGUCGAUGGGGGAGUUUCGAAGAACGAUUUCAUCUGCCAAACGCUGGCCGACCUAACGGGCAUUCAGGUAGAGCGUGGUGAAGUGACGGACUCAACUGCAAUGGGCGCGAUGUUUAUGGCCGGGCUAAAUUGUGGCAUCUGGAACACGAAGCGACAGCUGAACGAUGUGAGAAAGGUGGAGAGAAAGUUCGCCCCGGAUGUGACGCAGAGGGCAACGCGGCUUAAACAGAUGCGUGCUUGGGAGCGGGCGGUAGAUCGGUUUAAGAAAUGGUACAUACUGGAGGACAUUAAAAACCUAGACUGAUUAUGUGAUAUUUUUUAUAUAGCGGCGUGGCUUAGAACAAUAAAAAAUGGGCGAUUGUAGGGCUGCAAUCGCAUUGGCUUAAA